This is a messenger RNA of Phaedon cochleariae (mustard beetle), 2754 nucleotides long. The record is from the annotation of a GenBank genome assembly. Lineage: Eukaryota; Metazoa; Arthropoda; Insecta; Coleoptera; Chrysomelidae.
AGAAUUAGGUACUUAUAGUCUUUAAUUCAGUUGAAGAAUGGUUUUAUUCAUCAUUAUCUGUAUUGUGAUAGCAAUAUUUUCAUUCAAUAAAUUGACAUGCAAGUGGUGUUCGAGCAAAGUGUGCUUAGUUGGUAAAACGGCAAUUAUAACAGGGGGUAAUUCGGGUAUUGGCUACCAAGUCGCCCUUUCCCUUGCUUCAAGAGGCUGCCGUAUCAUCAUUGCUGAUAAAGAUGACGCUUCUGGUUCCAGAGACAAAAUCAUCAGUCAGUCAAACAACCAGAAUGUCAUUGUCAAAAAAUUAGAUUUGGCUUCCUUGGAUUCCGUCAGGAGUUUUGCUAAGAAUAUAGUGGAAACAGAGCCCCAGAUCAAUAUAUUGAUAAACAACGCGGGUAUCGGAACGAUAGCGUUGAAUUAUACUGCUGAUGGGUUGCAGAAAACCAUGCAAGUGAAUUAUUUUGGACAUUUCUUGCUUACAUAUUUACUUGUAGAUUUGAUGAAAAAAUCAGCGCCAAGUCGGAUAAUCUUCACCAGCUCCAUAGCAGCCUUCCUUACCAGAGUAGACCCCGAAAAUCUGAAUCCAUUGCCUAGCUACUCCCAGAAUCAACAAGUCUAUCCCAAUUCCAAGCUGUGUUUGAUGAUCGCUGCAAAAGUCUUCGCCAAAAAAUUGAAAGGCACCGGAGUUACGGUGAACAGCCUACAUCCUGGAGGAGCUAGAUCCGGAAUAUUUUCCAAGGCCUUCAAGGAGGAAAGGUCCUUGUAUCCUCUCAUAGCGGGACUGCUUACUUUACCCUUUGGAAAGAAUACUGAAGAAGCAGCACAGACCACUAUUCAUCUAGCUUGUGACCAGAAAGUGGUGGCUGAUACCGGAUCCUUCUUCAUGGAAUGUAGAAAAUUUGUUCAACCCUACCAAACUUACAACAUAGAUUUAUGCAACAGAGUGUUCGAGAAUACUAAAGCAUUAGUGAAGUUAGAACCCAGUGAAUGUGUUAUUUGAUUUUAUUUUAUCGUGAUAAUUGUUUUCAGUAGGUAUCCAAAUACCCUUUCGUUUUCUAGUGGUUACGCUUUGGGCGUUUCAGUAACGUUUCCAGUUUUCAAGAGAGCUUUUUUUUUGUCGAAGUGAACUCAACAUGUAUCAAUAAGAAUUCUCGUCCUACCUUUUCACAAAAGAAUAAACAAUUGAUUUCUACUACUUAGGCAGAUGGGAUCCUGCAUUGUCGUUUUAGAUAAAGGUGAUAACGUGCAGAAGCUUGAGGAAUUCUUAAGCACUGGUUUUCGUUUACUUAACGAAGACCCCACCAAAAAUAUCUAUCUUGUUUGAAAUUGGCUCUUGAUAGCUCCAUAGACACUCUUAAUUUUUUCCAGACUAACAAAUAUAGCUAAUACUCUAUGAAUUCCUUCAUUCCCCCACUCUAUGGACUUCCUAAAAUCCAUAAGGCCCUGAUCCCUAUCAGACCGGUUGUUUCCUUUGUCAACUCACCAGCCAGUCUACUAGCUUCUUGGUUGAAUAACAUUCUCAAGGAUCUUCUUGAUUUCAGAAAUACUUAUUCAUUCAAAAAUUCAUUUGAUUUAACUAACAAAAUUAAAAAAAUUGUAGUUCCACCUGACUCCAUAUUAGUUUCCUUCGAUGUCUCAAAUCUUUUCCCCAGCAUCCCACCAGACCAAUGUAUCCAACUAGUGAGGGACAUUUUACUUCAGUGUGGCAUUCUUAUUCAACAUACACUCAAUUUAUGCACAUUACUUAGCAUUGUCCUUGAACAGAAUUUCUUCAAGUUCAAUGACAAAAUUUAUAGUCAAACAGAAGGUCUAGCUAUGGGUUGUAAUUUAUCCCCCCUACUUGCCGAAAUUUUCAUGAGCAAUCUAGAAAAAGAAUUUCACAAGAACCCUAUUUUUCAAAAUAAUGUUAAGUUCUAUUAAAUAUAUGUUGAUGAUUCCAUAGUUUUGUUUGAUGGCGAUGGUACUAUGCUUAAUUACGAGUCCGUAGGACGAGUAAUUUUUUCUGGCAGUUUUUUGAGUUGAAUUACCUAAUGGCAACAAAAUUCGAAUUAUAAAUGCCAAGUUUACUUCGACUAACAGAAAAAAAGCUAGAGUGUAAAUCGGAAAGACAAUUUAAUUCAUCAAACAUUUUGUUUAUGGCUGGUUGUCAUGCAUUCGAAAGUUAGGUUCCGUUAUUGUCGCUGGAAAAGUUAGGGCAAACUUUUUUCGCUGUCAUAAUGACAAAACCACGUGAAUUGUGGGAUUUUUCAUACAUGAAUUGAAUUGUCAUAUAUAAUACCACAAGUGAUAAUAUUCGGUGAUUGUUACGACAGCUUGUUGCCUAGUAAUUUCGUGAAUGACAUUAUUAUCAAAACUACGAGCCGUAGGCGAGUAGUUUUGGAUCAAUGUCAUGAGCGAAAUUAGAGCAGCAAGCUGGAGUAUGCUGUCAAUUAACGAAUAUUUCCAGGAAAAAUAGUAUCACGAGUUGUAUUCGUAUGAAUAUUUCAUGAUUGAAUGAAACAAUAUAUAUAAGAAAUAGGAAAUAUAAUUUAAGUAUAUUCCAACUCAAACUGCGAAGAAGAACAUGAUGAUAGUUAUGAAAUACAGAAUCCACUUUUUUAGAAAUGAACUACCUACUUAUAGUUAUUCACAAAGGGGAAUGUACAAUUUUGAUAAACAGUAUUUUUUUAUUAUGGUUGCUCUCAAAAAGUGUAUACAAUUGCUAUCCAAUUCGAACGAAAUAAAUUGAAUUUACCUGACAUGGAAUAAUUAAAAAAAAAG